AUGAGUGGCGACGCAGACGCAAUGGCACAAAUCAUGGGCUUCACGUCGUUUGGCCAGCAUCGUCGUCGCAAGCCGAGUCGCGUGGAGAAAGCUGAGCGCGACGGUACCACAGCGCGAGGACUACCGCAGCUGAUGCCCGGGACGGAGCUGGUCGAAAAGUGCACCGAAUUGUCCGUGAACAGUAUCGAAAAAGGUCUUCAUGGCGUCGUGUCUCUCUUGUGCACAGAGACGAGUUCAGCUGCAGGUGAUCCGCUGGAGACAGCACUGGCUGAGGGCGUCAAGAAAGCAAACGAUGCGGCGAAGAAUCACCUGAGCGUGCCGUCGUACCUGUCAGUGCUGGAAGAACUCGAGCAGGAGAAGCACAAGUUCCACGAGAUGGAGCACGGGCAGUUUUUGCGUGCACGCGGCUCGACAAAUGCGUUCGAGACACUGGGGCGACAUCGCUUCUUGAACCGGUCAGCGAUGAAGUUGGUGACGUUGGACCACAUUUUCCAGUGGACACGCGGCGUGGGGAGCUGUCCCGACGACUCGUUUAGCUUUGCCGACAUUUGCGGAGGCCCCGGAGGUUUCUGUGAGUAUUUGCUGUGGAGAGUGUCUCGUGCGGGGAGCGAUGGAGGAAGCAAACACGAACGUGCGUAUCGUGGCUAUGGGAUCACGUUGAAAGACGCGGCAAACAGUUGCGACUGGCGUCUGCCAUCCGCGUUCCAGCAUUUGUUUACACGUUGUGACGGCGAGGACGGAACGGGUAACAUUUAUUCGGUUGCGAACAUUCACACGUUCCGGGAUGUUGUGCGGGCACGUCAGUCGAGUGGUGUGGACUUGGUGGUGGCUGAUGGAGGGUUCCCCGAUGCUCGAUCGCAAUGCAACCAGGAAUCAAUGCUGACCAAGUUGGUCGUAGCCGAAGUCCUCGCCAUGUUUGCUGUGCUGCGCGUGGGUGGGGAUUUCGUCUGCAAGACAUUUGAGGUGACAACGCCUACGAUGAUGCAGAUGUGCUGGAUACUGCAUCGCUGUUUCGGACGCUUUGCAGUCGUGAAGCCCAUUACCAGCCGUCCUGCGAGUUCGGAGCGAUACAUUGUCGCACGUGGUCUUCGGGCAAGUCGCUGCCUGCCAAAGCUUGUGAGGAUCUUGGAAGACCGACUUGCUCAGAGCGGUAGCAUGCACGCUAGCAACGUGUCCCAGUUUCCUCCGUUCUUGCCAAACAGCACGCCCAUGCACGAAGACGUGGACUUUUACAAGUACAUGUCGGCAGCCAACGAAGCCAUUGCGAUUAGCCAAGUCCGAGCGUGCAGACGCAUCAACCAGUUUCGCGCCAGUGGACACAAGAGGAAACGAUGUGAAGAUGGUACAAGCGUUGACCCUCGACAGUAUUACCAAUGCUGGCAGCUUGGCGCAAGGCCACAGCGUGACUCUACUGGAUAA
This is a messenger RNA of Hyaloperonospora brassicae, 1419 nucleotides long. The record is from the annotation of a GenBank genome assembly. NCBI's taxonomy places the organism in Eukaryota, Oomycota, Peronosporomycetes, Peronosporales, Peronosporaceae.